AUGACCUCACGACGCAACCCAAUUUUUGGCCCGCGGGUCUCAAUCUCCUCCUUUGGUCCCAGAAUCGAGCACCCAAAAUGCGGAUACUGUACAGAAAAUGCUUUGAUCCCAUGUACAACCUGCGAUGCUACCUGGUACUGUUCAACAAAGUGCCAGGACGGGGAUCGCACAGUUCAUGAGAUUAUUUGCCAGAAAUACAUAGAUUUCAUUACUGCAAAUCCAUGCCCCGAAGACACCUUCGAUAAGAAAUACAGACUCGGUCUCCUUCUGCCGGUGGACUCGGAAGAUUUUGAGUUAGCUUGGAUCGCCAAUGGUUCUAGGGGCAAGUCUGUGGCAACGUUCCUUCAAUAUUACGACCAGGAUCGGAUAGACACUCGCAAGACUCUUGUUGAUUGUAACAUGGCAAGCAAGGACUUUGAUCAUCGCAUUAUUCUAGCCGUUCGGGGGGACUUUUUAACCGAUAACUCUCCGCCAAAUGCAUGCAUCAGCCAUAUCAUGGCUAGCGAUUUGAAAUAUCCUUUGAAGGGUCCCGUUGCUGUUGUUAGCGAGCGUGGUGAUGGUGAUUCUGGAAACGUACAACAUUUUCAGCCACGCGAUUUCAGAAUUCUUAUUGACUUCCUCUAUAACUAUGAUGGAAGGCCAAAACUUGAGAUUGGGCACGCUUGUGGUGAUCAUUCUAAGGGUAUUGUGGGUAAGAGGAUGAGUCGUUUUUUGAAUUUUCUCACCGGAAAAGCUCAAGAUGGAAAGGGAAAUUCGACUACAAAUGCUCCCUUCGAUGCUGAGGAAGAAAGAACCUACGGGAAACUUGAUGGAUCCUUUUUCGGCCCAGAUAGGAUUCUAGAAUCUGAGUCUCUCCUUCCGAGACAUGAGUCUCAGCACUCGGAGCCUGGCGUUGACCUUGGUAGUCUUGAGGACGAUGGUUCUCCGAUUGACAAGCCUGAAUCCUUCGUUCUGCCAGAUUUCCUACCUGACUGGAUUAGGGAGUCUGAUGCAAUUGCCACAGGACCUAUUAUACGUUCAAACACAGCUCCAUCCCUUUCGGUAGUCGGUACGAAAACGACGAUGAAAAAGCCUGCCAGUAUGGAAAGCAUAGAAAUUACCUCAGCUUCGCCAAUUACCCAAACCUUCCCAGUCGCGAAGCCUAGCAAUGAAAUACCACACGACGACAACAUUUCUAUCAGGAAUUCUCUUGAUAUCAUUAAUUGUUACAAUCCAAAUAGAGCUGGAAAUAACCACAGUGCAUCGUUAUCGAUUGAUUUAGCCAGACAAAUCCCAUCUGUCUCAGCCACCACAUCAUUUUUUCAACCUAAGCCGAUUCGGAAGGACAAAGAACCCUUGACACUCAAUGCGAGAAAUUCUUUCUUCAGUCGUCCAAAAUCUCAUAGCAUGGAAACAAACCGUGAUCGAGUGUUGUCUCGGCGAAGUAUUGCUGGUUCCAUUAUGUCACCAUGGACAGUGUAA
Messenger RNA from Sclerotinia sclerotiorum 1980 UF-70, 1461 nucleotides. RefSeq lists its product with no specific name. Gene Ontology annotation, cellular component: cytoplasm. The record is from RefSeq and is a predicted model, not a curated record. The transcript has a single exon. NCBI's taxonomy places the organism in Eukaryota, Fungi, Ascomycota, Leotiomycetes, Helotiales, Sclerotiniaceae. The coding region runs from base 1 to 1461 and encodes 486 amino acids.